Ruditapes philippinarum (Manila clam) is the source of this 4845-nucleotide messenger RNA. RefSeq lists its product as uncharacterized. The coding region runs from base 35 to 601 and encodes 188 amino acids. The record is from RefSeq and is a predicted model, not a curated record. NCBI's taxonomy places the organism in Eukaryota, Metazoa, Mollusca, Bivalvia, Venerida, Veneridae. The transcript is spliced from 8 exons.
GGACGUGCCCGGGCGUGUAAAAGAUUAGGCAAUCAUGGGUAUUUUGUUAAUGCUUGCUUUUGUAGUACUUAUAAAUAGUGAUACGACGUUUGGGGACUAUUGCACUUUAUAUAGGACAGGAUAUGUAGUAAGAUAUACGAGUUGCGGUUUUCUAUAUCUUAGUAGGUGUACAAGGUACAGAUCGCAAAUAGAGUCUUAUCAAGAAUGUUGUUCUGGAUGGCAAGGCUCAAAUUGCUCGACUCAAAUAACGUUACCAAUUACGCCAAGUACAACUCCUGCGAUAACGACAGUGGAGUCAUUGAUGGCGACAUCAAGAUCUCCAUGGAUGAUAAGUGGUAAUGAAACUUCCGUAGAGCCGCUCUCCUCCUCUUGUGUCAACAAAGUCGACAACUGUGAUACAUUCGGCCAGGACAUGUGUUCGCGUUAUCGAUCAUGGGCAAAAGAAUACUGCAAAUUGUACUGCGGGCUAUGUAAAGAAUCACCAUGUGAAGAUAAGAUUAACAAUUGUAAAGACAUUGUGCCAGAUAUAUGCACAUCGGCAACAAAUGUGACAUCGGCGAAAGAAAAUUGUGCUAAGUUCUGCAAUCUGUGCGGAAAUUGAUGCUGACAAAGCCGAUUUUAAAAUAUUAAACAGUCAAAUAAGUGAGACAGAAACUAUUUUAAGACAAGAAAUAAUGUUAAAAAAUAAGCAUCUAGACUUUUUCCUUUAUAAUGGAAGGGACAAAUGUGACUUUAGCGAUAAAGCCCAAUUUCUUUGUGUAAAUGAUAGAUUGCUUUACUUUUAUAACUCCUUCCUAUGAUGUUUCAGAUCCUGUAACACAUUCUUUAUGGUUUUAUAUCAUAAAUAUGAUGCUCAAAUUAAGAUCUAUCAAUAUUGUAAGUUCCAACAAGCAUUAUUUAUAAAGAUAUUACCGAAUGUAACAUUUCAUGUAACUAAAGGGAAGUAAUUAGAAAUGUAAUAUCUAUUGAGUAGUCUUAGACAUUUUUUUGAAUGCAUAUAUUUAGAUGAUUACAUAUAAUGUGCUCAAAUAUUUGCAGUACAUACCGGUAUUUUAAAUUUUCUUCAAAUGAAUGUUUUUUUUAAAAUUGGUUUAUAAGCAAAAUCAUAUACAUAUUAAAUAAAAUUUCUAUUAAGUAUGGUAACAACCUCAAUUACAACAUACAGGAUCUUUAAGUUAUUCAAUUUAUGAUAGUACUAUUUUAAUUGUUUUUAUUUAUUUCUUAACCGAACUUAAUAAAACUAAACUAAAAUAUUCCCAUGCUCCAUAUAUGUAUCGAUAUUUUUCAAUUGAAACUUUGAUUGACCAGGUUUAUUUACAUAAUGUCUUGUGUGGCCUUAUCUGUUAAAUCGACCAGAGAUCCAUAACGUUGUUUUUUGUUGCUGUUGUUGUUAUUUUACAUGCACAAAUUAAUUCCAGAACAAAAAACCUAAACACGUAUUAAAUAAUAAAUUUUCUCCGUCAGUAUCCGGCAACAAAAAAUACACGUCACGUGCUGAUAACUAUAUUUAAGAGGAUAUCUGGAAAGUUUUUUGAUGAAUUAGAAAAAUUGAUAAAUAAGGUCACAAAUAUACACAAGGAAGGUAAUAGAUUUCAAACUACUUAAAGUACAUUUGCCCUCCAAUUAUGAUAGUGAACACGAAAGUAGCCUUUGUAGAAAAGUGGAAUAAGGAAGAUAACUUAUGAAAAUUAUAUUUUGUGAUUACCUGCUGUUGUGACACUGUCACGUAUGCCUCCAGAUUCAUGCUUAUUUAAUGACAAUUUUGAUUAUUUGUGUAACAGUUAAAUCGAAAUGUAUAAUUUACACGUUGCAGCAGCACUGAACAGUCCAUAUAAAUUACUAAAAGUAGGUCCAAAUAUGCCAAAAUAGCCCUUAAUGCGUAAGUCAUGUAAGUCAGGCAGAUAAUACCGAAUAUCAGUCAUUUAUCUUAAAAAAACAUGCAAUUAUUACUGACUAUUGAAUCCUUAUUACUUUCAUUUAAAUUUCAGUACGUUUUCAGAAGUAUGAUUUUCUGGAAAUUUAUCGGAAUUUCUCAAAGGAAAGUAAUCGAAAUAAAAUAAAAUAUUAUUCCACGGGGGCUUUAAUUUGUUAUAUAGUGUUUACUUUCAACCCAUAUAUCGGCAGAAAUUUUAUGACAAAAUAUGAAAGAAACAAGAUGUAUUUAUUGCAGUGAAACAGUUUAAAUCACCCAUAAUUAAUAUGUUAAGAGCUAAUAUUCUAGUUUGUUGUAGACAAUACAUCUACAUGUGUCAUCUUACAAUGUAUAUCAUUACCCUUGCGAUAUCAACUUAUAUUGUACAUUACCCUAUAUUGGGCCAUCCAAAGUACUGGUUAAAUUAAAUGCAGACUUUUAUCUCGGAACUGUAUCAUAGUAACGUUUGGUUUUAAUUAAUCAAUUUGAAAUUAAAAUGAAUGAAAGACUAUUAAUUUAAAGCGUAUUUUCCAGUAAAGCGUGUAAUAUAUGUUUCGCAGUAACGUGUAUAGUUUACAAUAUAGAAAGUAUUAGUCAGUACUUGUAAAUGAUUAUUACUUAACAGAUUGUGUAUAUCGUUUGGUUUAUUUGUAUAAAAACAUAUUUUAGCGGACGAGUUUGUAUUUUAAAUAGAAAAAUAUGUUUAUGCCAGUAGCAAUAUUUAUAUUAAGUGUAGGUACUAACUAUUCACUUAGGCUAUUACAUUACUGCUUUCACACAGGCUAUUAAAUUACUGCUUUCAUAUAGAGUAUUAAAUCACUGCUAAUAUUUUUUUUCUUUUAAAGUGACCCUUUUAGUUUUUUUAUUCCACGAAAAAUGAAUAAAAUAAAUAAAUAAAAAAAAGAAAAGCAAGAAAAAUAUCAAGAAACAUUUAAAUACCGCUUCAUCCUUCGGUUGUUCGUUAUCUGAAUCCCUUUUUAAGUUUCUCAUAGCAAUUUCGUUUACUGACCCCAUAAAUCUUCCAUAAUUAAUAGGUAGAUACUUUGGACACUCGUCUACGUUUUGGGUGGAGUUUAGGGCCACAGAGGUCAAGAUCAAGAUUCCGAUAUUUGUAAUAUAUUUUUGCGAAAUUGCCUACAGUCUUAUUGUUUUUGACGGAUGUUAUUCAUAUUUAAUGGGAAUAUACGUUGGAUGAUCUUCUAACUUUGGGCGGAGUAAUGAGUCAGUUCGGUCAAGGUCAACUUUGUUAGAAACUGAUUUUUACACUAUUGAUUAUGCAGCUGUUAUUCAUUGGCAGAUGUGUUUUAACUCGAAAGAACAUAUGUGUAUUCCAAAGGGUCUCUAUGCGCAAUCAUUUGAUAAGGGACUUACUGUUCUGACUAAAUUAAACCAUCUUUACAGGUAGCAAUAUGAUGUUCCUGAUGUGAAAUUACUAAAAAAGAUACUGAUACUUUAGCUCUCUGUUUACACACCUAGAGUCAGAAAUUUCUGUAUUUUCUUCAUAUAUAUCCAAUGUUUUGUUAAAAGACUUCUAAACAUGAAAGCUGACGCACGAAAUAAUUAAUUUAUCUGUAUACUUUAAUUCUUAUGCAAACUACAACGUGUAUACAUAACCAUUCAGAAAACAUCAAAAUGUAUACAUUUUAGAUACAAUCAUGGUGUUUUAUGAACCAUUCAGUGGAUAGUAAAUAUCAUUGAACGAAUUAUUAGCUGUGUGAAAGACAAACAAAUGUUUGCAAAAAUAAAUCGACGUUAUCAGGUAUCACGGUAUUAAGGUCAGUUGUAAAUACCCCAAGAAUUAUAGGAAAAUAAAAAUACUUCCUGCUCUGAAGAUCUAAAGUUGCGCAUUAAAAAAUGAGAUUUUGAUAUUCUCCAGCUAUUUUGCUGGCAAAAAUAUCAAAUAUAAACUGCUGUGAAAUAUUAUAUAUAUACCACAUAGGUUUCUGAAACAAAAUGAUUAACUGAGUAUAAUAAUCAUGAAAAUGGUGAUCUCUCGGAAGCACUAAUCACAACAAAAUUACAUAAACAUUGCAAACCGAUUUUGAUCGUCUGUACAUGAGGGGGACAAUGUAAAAGUGCAACAUCACUCACGCCCAAUAUCACCUACUGGACCAGUACUCAAUUUUUAACACUUUAAAUGCUUCAGUCAAUGAUCCCAAAGGAUCUUAAAAAAUAUAACAAAACAAAAGUGACGAAGUUGCUUUCAAAAUUGUCAAAUAUUUAAAUAUGAAUUGUAAAACAUAGUUUAAAAGCACUUUUCCAAAAUUUAAUAAAAGACGUUUUCGGUAGUAUUUUUUUUUUGUGCGCAUCGUUAUGCGCUUCAAAGAAAGAUACGGUCAAUAGCGAUCUUGAUAGAGGGUUAUAAAUCACAACUCUAAACAAUUAGUGUUGGUUACUUCAAAUAAACUCCUUUGUCUAUAUGUUUGAUAUGUAUCUUUCCAUGUUCAACCUUACUACAUGUUAAAUAAGAACACUUAUACCGCUUUUGUGUCUUAAAGUAUGAAAGUGAUCUAAAAUAUGUAGUUUGUAUACUUACAAUGCACUAAUCAACCAAAUGUUCCUUUUUGCCUCGCAUGUUUUUUAACAAAUAAAACCUUUAUUGUUACGUACUUGGAUAAAAUGAAGAUUUGUUCCAAUCAGUUGCUUCUCUUUAUAUGUUGUUAAGUCGAAAACAUACCCUUUCUCCAUAUUUGCCUUUUCUUUCUACAUAUAUGCCUGUAAAGUUUGUAUUCGUCAUAGAAAAGAUAAAACUCUCUCGUUGUAAAUUCAUUAUUUCUUGUAGCCUUAAUCGAUGUGGUGAAGCAAACUCAAGUAUUCAUACAAAAUGAACGGUCAUAAUAAUCAGCUCCGAGCAUUCAUCCGGAAGGAUUAAAUAACAGUCGAGAGAAAGCUGUGGCAUUUUAUUGUAUUUUUAAUUAAAGCAUUUAUAGGUC